This is a messenger RNA of Suillus subaureus, 2313 nucleotides long. Its product is annotated as P-loop containing nucleoside triphosphate hydrolase protein. Gene Ontology annotation, molecular function: helicase activity. The annotation marks the transcript as partial. Lineage: Eukaryota; Fungi; Basidiomycota; Agaricomycetes; Boletales; Suillaceae. The transcript has 7 exons. The record is from RefSeq and is a predicted model, not a curated record.
UCCAUGACCCACACAUUCUUCACUCUGCAACAGGAUGUUUAUAAGACUGAUCAUGGACCCAUAACCGUUGAAGACGUCGACGAGAACAAUGUUUCUUCUCUAGCCUUCCAGCGUCUUAUCAACUCAGCUCCAGGCGCCUCCGUUGGUGUGGCGGCCACGUAUCGCCCUGACUGUUCUCUGUCUUCUUUAGCAUUUGCAACACCCAGCCGAGCGCUCGUCAUCCACUUUUUUGCUGCGAAUAAACAGAAUCAGCAACAGCAGCAGCAGCAGAAGAAGAAGAAGGGCCAGGAACAACAACCUCCGGUUUCCCGAGGACGCAUGCUCAUGCAAGACCAAAUUCUUUGUAACAUUGGCAUUAAACUUUAUGGAUACAGGAUAGACAGAAUCGCACUUGCACUCUUCCUAGACCUCUCGCUUCGUAUCAAUGGCGCAGUUGACAUCCUGUCGGUGUCUACCAGUGAUCGGCGCUCACUCCAGGCAAUCAUGAAUGCCUUGGGCGGCGAGGUCUUACUCCAGAAGGACAACGUCAAAACCCUGUUCGCUCAUAGAGAAGGGGACGCAGUAUCCAAGGAUGUGGCGCUCCAGGCUUGGGCAGCAUGUCGCGCCGCCACACUUGAUGACAUGACGCUUAGAUUUGCUGCUAUAUCUCGAAUCGACACAGACACGAUGCCAGAUAUACAUCUGAAAGCCCUCACCAAGAUCUCUCGCGAUGCUGAAAUUUUGGAGUCUUUGAAGCCAACGAAAGUCGUCAACAAUGUCAAAGCAGACUUCAACUCCAAGAAGGGCAAUGUCAACCUCGAGUGCACUCGCUUCAGUACGCGUAUCAUGAGGUCUAAAACUCAAGUCAUCCACAUCGAAACACUGAACGGAGAUCAGCGAUCAACAAUCACUGGUCGCGCAGGGCGAAUAGACGGAAAACAGGCUCAUAUCAACGUCAAAGGCGCUGUAAAUGCUUCGGGCAAGGUCCUCUCCGUGACCACCAUCGGGAAAGAAGACUUGACGGCUGCUGAAUCAGAAAGAGAAGUUGUAGUGCUAAAGGCGCUUCAGGGCACCAUCACAUUGACCGAACAUCCAUUCUUCUGUAGUAUCUGGGCGCCGUCAUUAAAUGUCCCAUGGCCGCCUCUGCAUGCUCUUACCGCGUCAUUCGUCUACUAUCCUAACGGUCAAUUGAACCCCUCGCAAUAUCAUGCAGUGGAGCGAAUUAUUUCGCAAGCGGACGGGGAAGAUCGUGUAUUGCUUAUUCAAGGUCCUCCUGGCACUGGCAAAACAACGGUCAUAGCGGCCAGUGUCAACAGUAUGAUCAACACUGGCCCUAUGGAGCGUACGAUUUGGCUUGUGGCGCAGUCCAACGUUGCCGUCAAGAAUAUCGCAGAAAAGCUUGACAAGGUUGGCUUCCGUGAUUUUAAGUUGCUUGUAUCGAAAGAUUUCCAUUACGACUGGCAUGAACACCUCUACGAGAGACUGGAACAUUGUUUUAUACGAUCCGACAUGUUCGGUGGUGGGGCCGUGACCGUCAGCCGACUUUUGCUCGACACAAGAGUCAUACUUUGUACAUUGAGUAUGCUGUCCAAUCCUCGUAUCGAAGAAUUUACUCGUCAAGUUCCGGUUCAAACCGUAAUAUUUGACGAAGCAAGUCAAAUCGAAGUGGGAGACUACCUGCCGCUGCUUCAGCGUUUCCAACACAGCCUCCAAAAAAUGGUGUUCAUCGGUGACGACAAGCAACACCGCAUGCCACUCGUCAUUGGGACCUUCAUUUCCCGUCAUGUAUAUGGUAACAAGUUGAUGACCGUCCACGACAUUGCUAGCAAAGCAGCAUGUCGUUUCCUGGAUAUCAAAAGGGGGCAGGAGCAGAAAUCGGGAAAGAGUUGGAUAAAUCAGCAAGAAAUAUCUGUGGUUAUCCACCUCGCCCGUAUAUACAACAAGCAGGGCAAGCAGUACAGGAUCCUCACUCCAUAUGAUGGCCAGAGGUCUACGAUCGAACGUCAACUUGAAUUAGCGAAGCUUCCGUGGGAAGACAAGUGCUUCAACGUGGACUCCUUCCAAGGCAAGAUCUGGCUGACACUCGCUGCAGGAAACGAGGAAGACCACAUAAUCGUCUCUCUAGUCCGUACCCAAGGUGUAGGGUUCUUGAAGAACUCGCGCAGGACGAAUGUCAUGCUGACACGAUGCAAGAAAAGCAUGAUCAUUUGCACGAACCGUGAUUUCGUGACGAAGGGUAAAGCAGUAAGCACGCUGGUCGGGCAGCUUGCUCUUACCAUGGGCCCUGAUUCCUGGUUGGACGGUCGUGAUAUAGUUAAUGGCAUCUUAAGGUGA